This is a messenger RNA of Perca flavescens (yellow perch), 2280 nucleotides long. RefSeq names its product hydroperoxide isomerase ALOXE3. Gene Ontology annotation, molecular function: protein binding; oxidoreductase activity, acting on single donors with incorporation of molecular oxygen, incorporation of two atoms of oxygen; iron ion binding. NCBI's taxonomy places the organism in Eukaryota, Metazoa, Chordata, Actinopteri, Perciformes, Percidae. Bases 1 to 2007 code for a protein of 668 amino acids. The transcript has 14 exons. The record is from RefSeq and is a predicted model, not a curated record. Gene Ontology annotation, biological process: lipid oxidation.
AUGGCUUCCUGUCGGGAGUUUGAGGUGUGUGUCCACACCUCACCUGGCCUCACCUGUGGGACCUUCAGCCGUCUGUGGCUCAACCUGAUUGGCUCUCAGGGGGAGACUCCGCCCAUCAGUGUGAGGGAGGGAGAACAUCUCCUGCCCGGCUCGUCACGUGCGGUUCGGGUCCGGGCCAGCGGUCCUUUUGGUCGUCUGCUUCUGGUCCGGCUUCGCCUGGAGGCUCGGAACGGUUUCCCCAACCUGGACUGGCACUGCAGCCGGGUGGAGGUCCGCGGGCUGGCCGACGGGCCGGAGACAGAUCCAGAAGUGUUCCUGUGUGACCGAUGGCUGAGACCAGCAGAUGGCGACGUGGAGCUGUGGAGCGGAAAGUUGUGUUUGCUGAAGGACGAGACAGAAGAGAAGCUGAAGCAGCAGCGACUCAGACAGCUGCAGAAUCAACAGAAACUCAUCAGAUGGCGUAAGUUUGUCGAGGGCGCCCCUCAGUGUGUUGACGUGAGCAGUGUGUCAGAACUCGGGCCGAACCUCAGCUACACACACACCAGUCCGCCCACUAACCUGCACUACCUGAAAGGCUUCGCUGGCCGAGAGGAGGCCUGGGAGAGUUUCACAAAGCUGGAGACGGUUUUCGCCCACAGCGGACACCAGAACGACAUCGCCAAGUUCAUUAAGGAUCACUGGAUGGAGGAUUGGUACUUUGGCUACCAGUGUCUGAACGGCUGCAACCCGCUGAUGCUGCGUCAGACCCGACACCUCCCUCCGAACCUCUCCGUCACCUCUGACAUGCUCCGCCCCUUCCUGUCCGCAGGCUCCUCCCUCGAGCAGGAGCUACAGAAAGGGACCAUCUACCUGUUGGACUACGAGGUUCUGGACGGUGUCCCGGCUAACGUGGUCAACGGGAAGCAGACGUACCUGUCGGCUCCACUGGUCCUCCUCCACCUGAACCAGCAGGGCCAGCUGGUCCCCAUCGCCAUCCAGUUGCAGCAGAGCCCCGGGCCUCACAACCCGGUCUUCCUGCCCUCUGACCCCGGCUGUGAUUGGCUGCUGGCUAAGAUGUGGGUGCACAGCGCAGACUUCCAGUGUCACCAGUUGGCCACCCACUACCUGCGCACGCACAUGCUGGGAGAGCUGUGCUGCGUGGCCACGCUGAGGCAGCUGCCAGAGCCACACCCGCUGCACCAGUUGCUGAUGCCGCACGUCAGGACGUGUCUGCAGAUCAACCUGAGGGCCCGGGCGUCUCUGCUGGCCGCUGACGGCGUGUUCGACAAGGCGAUUGGUUGUGGUCUGGACGCGUUGCCGGUCUUCCUGUCCCGGGCGUCUCAGAGGAUUCGUUACAGGUCUCUGUGCGUCCCUGAAGACCUGAUGGAGCGCGGCGUGGACACGCUGCCGCAGAGCUACUACGCCCAGGACGCACGGAGGAUCUGGGACACGCUGCACAGGUUUGUGAUCAGCUGGGUAGAUGUGUAUUACCAUGGAGACGACGCGGUCCAGCAGGAUUCUGAGCUACAACACUGGAUCACCGACAUCAACACACACGGCUUCAACAACAACUCAGGUUUCCCUCCGUCUCUUCGGACCAAAGCAGAAGUGUCAAAGUUCGUCACCAUGAUCAUCUUCAGCUGUUCAGCUCUCCACGCUGCCGUUAACUUCUCCCAGUUGGAUUUCGCUCUCUGGAUACCAAACUGUCCGGCCUUCAUGUCCCGUCCUCCGCCGCGGGUCAAAGGCUCGGUGACGGAGGAUGACAUCACUUCCUUCCUGCCGGAUGUGAGCUCGUCUGUUCGUGUCCUGAUGGUGUUGACCAUGCUGUCGCUGCCUGCUGUUAACUAUGUUCCUCUGUGUCACUACAAGGAGGAGGUCUUCAGCGACGGCGCCCACCGCAGGCUGGUGGCUCAGGUGCAGGACGAGCUCAAGGCCAUUUCUGAUGACAUCACACAGCGCAACAGCCAAUUGGAGCUGCCGUAUCCGUACCUCUGUCCCGGACGCAUUGAGAACAGCGUGGCCAUUUAAAUCUGCUCCUUCAGCAUUCAUUCCCUUUUCAUUCUUGUGUUUUCGUUCCGUCAACCAGGCAACCUUUUGUUUUUCUGGGUCAAAAUUUAAAAUUGUCGUCUUUUUCGACACUUUUGUCCCUCUUCCCGAUGUUUGUGUUACUUUAUUUGAUGUUUUGAACAGAAUAAACUAAUAAAUAGGCAUUGUUGCAUACUUGAUCAUAUAAGCUGUUGAUAAGGAUCUUAUUUAAAGUGGCUGUUGUCUGAAUUUAUGAACCUGAUGACAAAAGGAAUA